This is a messenger RNA of Podarcis lilfordi (Lilford's wall lizard), 18247 nucleotides long. The record is from the annotation of a GenBank genome assembly. NCBI's taxonomy places the organism in Eukaryota, Metazoa, Chordata, Lepidosauria, Squamata, Lacertidae.
AUGAAGCUCCUGCAGAACUGCUGGAGCGAGCUGCUGGUCUUUGACCACAUUUUCCGCCAAGUGCAUUAUGGGAAGGAGCACAGCAUCCUGCUGGUGACAGGCCAGGAGGUAAAAGCGCUAGGGUUUGCAGGUUCCACAAUGGCCCUUUUCAGAAAUGCUGCAGCAAAAUGUAGCGUGAAGUGCCACUGCUGCUGCUCAGGAUUCUGGCCACUUCCUUUCCUUUCCCCAUGCCCACCCCCCUUGUCUCAUCUCCCCCACCCUCAAAAGUCGGUCAGCCUUCUUUGCCCACUGGGCAUCUGUUUUUUGGGGGUGAGUGUUGUUGGUGUGCAAGCCCCCCUCCAUAGAGGCUGGCCCCUCUCACUGUCCUCGGAGCUUGCUUACCGGUAACCUCCUCUGGCUGAUAUCCAGACAGACCAGGGAGAUUUUGAUAGGCGACAUUUUCCCAAGAGUGGGUCAGUGCCAUAGGCAAUGGCGGAAUUCCUCUGACUGGAGGAAUUUGCCCCGUGAAAAAUAGGGUCUGACCGCUACGGCGAAGGCGGAGACCCGGGAAAAUCACAGGCGGGAGAAGCCUGUGAACGUGGGACUCGGCGGGCACCUUCUGCGCCUCCCCUACUCGCGGGGAAACCCGAUUUCGGGGUUCCGGAGCGACGUGGGGUGAGUAGCGCCGUGCUUCGAGUCAUCUGCUUCUUCCACGGAGCGAAGCAACAUAGCUGUUGCCGGAGAGUGCUGACUUUUUCCUGUGGACAAUUUGAAUCUAAAGUAAUUACCCGUGAGUAGAGCUGGAACGGGAGAAUUAGACUUUUAAACAUACAAUUUGGCAUCGAAGUGGGGAGGAUCAAAACAGGAAGUCCGCCUUCCCCUUUUUGUAAAUAGACUGAGGCAAAAAGGCUGUAAGCUGAAGCCUUGGAAAGCCUUUCGCAAAAGACUAAAAUUUCAACGGUAAAGAACAUUUGUAUUCUAAUUCAAUUUGUUAGUCCAGCGAUUCCUUUCCCUCCUUUUUAAUCCUGAUCUUUAAUCUUAAUAUAUUAUAACAUUAAAUUUUUAGAUAUUAAAAACCAAUUUUUCCAUAUUCUUUUAUACCCUUACCGCUAGAAACCGCUUAACUUCAAUCCGUCAUCAUUCUAAUAUUCAUUAAUUUUGCAAUAUUUCUGUAAGUAGUCUUUAAAUUUCUUCCAAUCUUCUUCCACCGACUCUUCUCCCUGGUCUCGGAUUCUGCCAGUCAUUUCCGCUAAUUCCAUAUAGUCCAUCAUUUUCAUCUGCCAUUCCUCCAGUGUGGGUAGAUCUUGUGUCUUCCAAUGUUUUGCAAUAAGUAUUCUUGCUGCUGUUGUAGCAUACAUAAAGAAAGUUCUGUCCUUCUUUAACACUGAUUGGCCGACUAUGCCCAGGAGAAAGGCCUCUGGUUUCUUCAAGAAGGUAUAUUUAAAUACCUUUUUAAUUCAUUAUAAAUCAUCUCCCAGAAAACCUUAAUCCUUGGGCACGUCCACCAAAGGUGAAAGAAUGUACUUUCAGUUUCUUUACAUUUCCAACAUUUGUUAUCGGGCAAAUGGUAGAUUUUUGCAAGCUUGACUGGGGUUAUGUACCACCUGUAUAUCAUUUUCAUAAUAUUCUCUCUUAGGGCAUUACAUGCCGUAAACUUCAUACCUGUGGUCCACAACUGUUCCCAGUCAGCCAUCAUUAUAUUAUGUCCAACGUCUUGUGCCCAUUUAAUCAUAGCAGAUUUCACCGUUUCAUCCUGAGUAUUCCAUUUCAACAGCAAGUUAUACAUCUUUGACAAAAUCUUAGUUUUAGGUUCUAACAAUUCUGUUUCUAAUUUUGAUUUUUCCACCUGGAAGCCAAUUUUCUUGUCCAAAUUGUAUGCCUCCAUUAUCUGAUAAUAAUGAAACCAGUCUCGCACUUUGUUUUUUAAUUUUUCAAAACUCUGCAAUUUCAAUCUAUCUCCAUCUUGUUCCAAAAUUUCCCAAUAUUUCGGCCAUUUGACCUCCAUAUUGAGCUUUUUCAGAGCUUUCGCUUCCAUCGGUGACAGCCACCUUGGGGUUUUAUUUUCCAAUAAAUCCUUAUAUCUUAUCCAGACAUUAAACAAUGCUUUCCUGAUAAUAUGGUUUUUAAAUGCUUUAUGUGCUUUGACCUUAUCAUACCACAGAUAUGCAUGCCAUCCAAAUACAUUGUUAAAGCCUUCUAGAUCCAAAAUGUCAGUGUUUUCAAGAAGCAGCCAUUCUUUCAACCAGCAAAAAGCUGCUGAUUCAUAAUAGAGUUUGAGGUCUGGCAGGGCAAAUCCACCUCUUUCCUUUGCAUCUGUUAAUAUUUUGAAUUUUAUUCUGGGCUUCUUGCCCUGCCAGACAAAUCUAGAAAUAUCUCUCUGCCACCUCUUGAAACAGUCCAUUUUGUCCACAAUUUGCAAUGUUUGAAACAAAAACAACAUUCUAGGCAAUACAUUCAUUUUUACCGCAGCAAUACGGCCCAGCAGCGAAAGCUUCAAAUUUGACCAAAUUUCUAAAUCUUUUUCACUUCAGCCCAACAUUUUUCAUAGUUAUCUUUAAAUAAAUUCCCAUUUUUUGCUGUCAUGUUAAUCCCCAGGUAUUUAACUUUCUUAACCACUGUUAAACCUGUCUCAUUCUGAAACCUCUCUCUCUCCAUUGGUGUUAAAUUUUUCUCUAAAACCUUAGUUUUUAACUUAUUCAAUUUAAACCCUGCAACUUGACCAAAUUCUUGGAUCAAUUCUAAAACCCUUUUGGUACUAGAUUCUGGCUCCUGUAACGUCAGUACUAAGUUAUCUGCAAAUGCUCUCAAUUUGUACUGUUUGGCUCCGACCUGUAUACCUUUAACCAACUGGUCCCUUCUAAUCAUGUUCAACAAAACCUCCAGGACCGAAAUAAAAAGCAGUGGGGAAAUUGGGCAACCUUGUCGUGUCCCUUUUUCUAUCUUAAAUUCUUCCGUCACCACAUUAUUUACAAUUAGUUUAGCCUUUUGUUCUGAAUAAAUUGCACUUAUACCGUUUUCAAAGCCUUGGCCUACCCCCAUACCCUUUUAAGUUCUUCUUCAUAAAACUCCAAGAAAUGUUGUCAAAAGCUUUCUCCGCGUCCACAAAUAUCAAAACUGCUUUAGUAUUUAUGUUCACUUCUAGUUUUUCCAAAAUAUCAAUUAUAUUCCUCAAAUUGUCAGACAAGUGUCUUCCCGGGAGAAAGCCCGCUUGGUCUUUAUGAAUCUCUUCCAUCAACACUUUUUUCAGUCUCUUAGCCAAAAUGUCUGCAAAAAUUUUGUAAUCCACAUUAAGUAAUGAUAUGGGGCGGUAGUUCUUAAGCUGCGUCUUUUCAGUCUCUGUUUUCGGUACAAGUGUGAUAUAAGCUUCUUUCCACGACUCUGGUGCCCUUUUCCCCUCCAUUAUUUCAUUACAGACCUCUUUCAAGGGUUGUACUAGCCAUUCUUUCAAGGAUCUGUAAUAUCUAGAAGUCAGUCCAUCCGGUCCUGGAGAUUUACCCAAUUGCAUAUUUUGAAUGGCACCUUCUAUCUCCUGUUCAGUUAUUUUAUAGUUCAACAUUAAUUUAUUUUCUUGAGAGAUUUUUGUAAUCCAUUUGUUUUCAAAAAUCGAUCUAGAUCAGUUUCUUUCAGUGGCCCUUGUGUAUAUAGUUGUUUAAAGUACCUCUGGAAACAAUUUCUAAUCUCAGCUGGGUUCUGUAUAUUCCUUCCUUCCACUUCUAAAUUUGUAACUGUAUUUAAUUUUUGUCUUUUUUUCAUUUGCCAAGCCAACAAUUUCCCACAUUUGUUAGCCGACUCGAAUGUCUUUUGUCUCAUUUGUUUAAUUUUCCAUUCUAUCUCCUGAUUCAUCAUUUUCAUAUAUUGCACUUGAUAUAACUUUAUUUCUCUCAAAAUCUCUUGAGACUUUGGUUUUAUUCUCAAUCUUUUUUCACUUUCCUUUAUUUUCUCCAAUAUUUUAUCCUUCUUCUCAUUUUGGAUUCUCUUCUUUAAUGCAUUCUGUUGUAUCAAGAACCCUCUCAUAACCGCUUUGCUUGCGUCCCAGAUUACUCUUUUUUCCACAUUGGUGCUCAUAUUUAUCUCAAAAUAGUCUCUCAAGGUUUUUUGGGCCUUCUUAAGCACUUCUUCAUCUCUAAAUAAGGUGUCAUUCAUCCUCCAUCUAAAGGAGCCAGUUGGUGUUAGUUUCAUUUCCAUCUUGACAGCAUUAUGGUCGGAGCAGGUUUUUGGGCAGAUUUCCACUUUUCUUGUCUUUGGUGCCAUUCCUCUAGUUACCCAUAUUUGGUCAAUUCUUGUCCAUGUCAUUUUGGCUUCAGAAAAGAAGGUUCCUUCUUUAGCCAUGGGGUUCCUUGUUCUCCAAAUGUCAACUAAGUCCAAGUUGUCUGUCAUCUCAAAAAAAGUUUUCGGUAGUCUACCAUCCUUAGUGACUACCUGUCUUUGUGCCUUGUCCAUAUGUGUAGAUACCACUCCAUUCAUGUCUCCCAUCAAAAUCAUGUUGUAAUCCAAAUAGUCCAUCAGGGUCUCAUGCAACUUCUUAAAAAAUCAGAUUUCCCCUCAUUUGGUGCAUAAAUUCCUACUAUCAAAAAUUUUUCUCCUUGUGUUUGAAUUUCGAUUGCCACAAAUCUUCCUUGGUCAUCUUUAAAAAUAAAUUUCGGUGAUAAUCUGUCCUUUGCAUAAAUCACAACCCCUCUUUUUAACCUUGUCCGAUGAAAUAAACUCCUGACCAAGUCUUUUAUUAAUCAAUAAUUUCCUGUGUAGCCUUGUUAUAUGUGUUUCUUGUAGACAAAUCAAGUCCAAUUGUUCCUUUUUUAAUAAAUGAAACACAGAUCUCCUUUUCUGAGGGGAGUUCAAGCCAUUACAAUUCCAACUUAGUAGUUGCAGAGCCAUGAUGUAGCUACUUUACUUCUCCUCCAACAGCACCCAGUGCCUGUUCCUGUUCUGUCGGUGGUAUCACCUUUUUCAGGCGGUCUUUUAGUUCCAGAGGUAAAUCUGGUGUGUCUAAAGUUUCUCUUACAAGUGCUCUUAGCUCUCCUGUAACUUUCUUCUGCAGGUCUUCUCCGUGGUCUCUCCAAAAUUUGUCUUUGUCGUCUUCUGAUCUUAUUUUUAUCUUCUUUCCUUUAUAGCUAAAGGAUAGGCCUUGGGGGAAUUCCCACCUAAAAAUGAUUCCGUUGCUUCUCAGCAGGGUAACCAAAUCUUUAUAAUUGGACCUAAGGUCCAAAAGAUGUUUCGGAAUAUCCUUGAAUAUCUCCACUUUUGACUGUUGUAUUUCCAAGGUCUUCUGGAAAUGCAGGCUCAAGAUUUUAUCUCUCUCUUCUUUUGUUCGGAGGGUGAUCAAACAGUCUCUCACCCUGUUCUUUCUCCCUCCUUUUCCAAGCCUAAAAGCACUCACUAUCUUGAAACUGUCCUUCCCCAAAUCUGGGUUCCAAAAGUCUGCAAAUUCCUGCGUAAGAAAUUCAAUCAAAUUGUCUUUCUCCACUUCAGGUACAGCCCUGACCCUUAAAUUCACUUGUUUCUCCUUCAACUCGAUCAUAGACAGAAUUGACUUGUGGUCUUCAAGUUGUUUGUGUAACGGUGGUAUCUUCUCUUCUACCACAGUAGCUGUAGCAGUGGCAAUUUCUUUAGCCUCUUCGGCUGUCUUACGUGUCGAAGUGGAUUCCUGUAAUAGUUUCUGAAUAGUUUCUGUAUUAGUAUUUACCUUCUGUCCCAAAUUAUUAAUACUUGUCGUAUUUUGAUUAAUACUUGUCGUAUUUUGAUCAAUUUUACCCGAUGCCUCGGCUACUUGUUUACUUAUUCUUUCCAAAGAUUCAUUAAUUUUAGCUAGUGCCUGAGCCAGGGCAUCGUCAGCUGCCAUACCUUUGGGUUUAGGUUGUGCCGAUGAGGUUGCUGUUGGUAAACCAGGAGGGCCAGAUGUCGAAGCCCUUCUUUGCAGCCCACCGUCUGUGCGAAAUACUCUGCCAGACCUCGUUGCUUGUAACAAAUCUAUCUUCUCUUUCCCAUCUGCCAUAACCCUCAAGAUAUAACCCAAGGCCAGUCUCACGAUCAGAGUCAGAGUUGUUUUGAAGUGGAAAAUUCCCUUAGGAAAUUGAAGUGGAAAAUUCCCUUAAGCCAGCUGCAGUUGUAACAGAUUCAAGCUUCCUCUAGGGGGACACUGUAACAGUCAAAAAUGUCUUAAAGUAAUUAACUUCUCCCUUUAGUCCCCCAAUUCACCGAAAAGACAACAGUUUCUAUCUCAGUCUGUUACUUUAAAACCAGGAGAUACCUGUCAGCAAUAUUGUAACAAAGUUGUAUCUCAGAUGCAGAGUUAACUGUCAAAGAGUACUUUCAGCGACAGCGCAGUUUCCAAUACGGCUUCUUACUGUCACUGGGAACCCGUUCCAGGGUUUUAAGCGGUGGAUUUUGUCUCCUCUUCCUCUCUUUUUUCAGGGAAAUAACGUUCAAACCUUCUCCCCCCUCCUCCCCUGCAAUCAAGGGGGGGAAAUCACAGUUUUGAUGCUCGAAUUAUAAUCCUUUUCCAACGUCUUUUAAAGCUUCCGCUUUCAAGUUCAUUGCUUUACUCCGUUUACAAGAGCGGGAGGCAGACUUCCUGUUUAUACCUCUCCGCUUCGGUGCCGAAUUGUUCAAAAAUUUUGCAAAGUUCCUUUAAUUCAAAAGUUAACCUACUCACGGAUCGUUGUUUCAAAGCCAAAUUGUCCCAGGAAAAAGGCAGCGCUCUCCGGUAACAGCUGCGCGGCUUCACUCCACGGAAGAAGCAGACGACUCACAGCACAGCGCCACUUCCCCGCUCCGCUCCGGAGCCUGUUGCCGGGUUCCUUUGCCGAUUGGGGGGGCGCAAACGGUGCCCGCCGAGUCCGAUGGUCACAGGCUUCACCCGCCUGUGAUUUCUGAAGGGUCCCCGCUGCGCCGAAGCGGUGCAGACCCAAUUUCCGUGGAGCCAGUUCCCUCCAGAUCAGAGGGAAUCCGCCAUUACCAAUGGCGCCACCCCGGAAGUCCUCCCCAGUGAAAGUGUUACCAUUACUACCAACAGAAGAAGAGCAAGCAUUGGGUGCAGUUGGAGGAACAUCAGCAUAAUUACAUGACGGCGUUACAGGUCUUGAGCUGGAAUAUAAAUGGACUGAACUCCCCUGAAAAGAGACGGAAAAUCUUUCAUUUAUUGAAAAAAGAACAUUUGGACUUAAUUUGUCUACAAGAAACACAUGUGAAAAGGCUACACAGGGAAAUAUUGAUCAAUAAAAGACUGGGCCAGGAAUUUAUCUCAUCAGACAAAGUUAAAAAAAGAGGAGUGGUCCUUUAUGCAAAAGAGAGCCUAUCACCGAAAUUCUUAUUUAAAGACGAACAAGGAAGAUUUGUAGCAAUUGAAAUUCAAUCACAAGGAGAGAAAUUUUUGAUUUUAGGUAUAUAUGCACCAAAUGAAGGAAAAACAGAAUUUUUUAAGAAGUUACAUGAGACCUUGAUGGAUUAUAUGGAGUAUAAUAUGAUUUUGAUGGGAGACAUGAAUGGAGUGGUAUCUACAAAUAUGGAUAAGGCACAGAGACAGGUAGUCACCGAAGAUGGCAGACUACCAAAAACCUUUUUUGACAUGACUGAAAAUAUGGACUUAGUUGAUAUUUGGAGAAUGAAGAACCCUCUGGGAAGAGAGGGAACUUUCUUCUCUGAGGCUAAAAUGACAUGGACAAGAAUUGACCAAAUCUGGGUAAUUAGGGGACUGACCCCGAAGAUUAGUAAAGUGGAGCUCUGCCCUAAAACUUGUUCGGAUCACAAUGCGGUGAAGACGGAAAUGAAACUAAUGCUAAGCGGCUCCUUCAGAUGGAGGAUGAAUGAUACUCUGUUUAGGAAUGAAGAGGUGAUCAAGAAGGCCCAAAAAACUCUAAGAGACUAUUUUGAGAUAAAUAUGAAUACUACAGUAGAAAAAAGAGUAAUUUGGGACGCAAGCAAAGCGGUUUUGAGAGGAUUCCUAAUACAACAGAAUGCAAUUAAGAAGAGAAUUCAGAAUGAAAAAAAGGAUAAAAUCCUGGGAAAGAUAGGAGAAGGAGAGAAGAAAUUGAGAGCAAAACCAAAGUCACAGGAGAUUUUGAAAGAAAUAAAGUUAUACCAGGUACAAUAUGCGAAGUUGAUGAAUCAGGAAAUAGAAUGGAAGAUUAAACAGAUGAGGCAAAAGACAUUUGAAUCGGCAAAUAAAUGUGGGAAACUGUUGGCCUGGCAACUGGAAAAAAGACAAAAAUUCAAUACUAUCACGAAUUUGGAAGUGGAAGGAAAAAAUAUACAGAAUCCAGUGGAAAUUAGGAAGUGUUUCCAGAGGUAUUUUAAACAACUCUAUACACAGGAGAAGCAGAAAGAAAUGGACAUUGAUCGAUUUUUGAAAAUAAAUGGACUACAUAAAUUUCUCACAGGAAAAACAACUAAUGUUGAAUUAUAAAAUAACAAACCAGGAGGUGGAAGGGGCUAUCCAGAACAUGCAAUUAGGUAAAUCUCCAGGACCAGGUGGUUUGACUUCAAGAUACUACAGAUCUUUGAAAGAUUGGUUCAUACAACCAUUGAAGGAAGUCUGUAAUGAAAUAUUGGAAGGAAGAAAGGCACCAGAGUCGUGGAAGGAAGCUUACAUUACACUUAUACCGAAAACAGAGACUGAAAAGACGCAGCUUAAAAACUAUCGCCCCAUAUCGCUGUUAAAUGUGGAUUAUAAAAUUUUUGCAGACAUUUUGGCUAAAAGACUAAAAAAGGUGUUAGUAGAAGAAAUCCAUAAAGAUCAAGCGGGCUUUCUCCCGGGCAGACAUAUGUCUGACAAUAUGAGGAAUAUAAUUAAUAUUUUAGAAAAACUUCAAGUGAAUAUUAAUACUAAGGCUGUUUUGAUAUUUGUGGACGCGGAGAAAGCCUUUGACAACGUUUCUUGGAGCUUUAUGAAGAAGAAUCUACAGGGGAUGGGGGUAGGCCAAGGUUUUGAAAAUGGUAUAGGUGCAAUUUACUCAGAACAAAAGGCAAAAUUAAUUGUGAAUAAUGUAGUGACAGAAGAGUUCAAGAUUGAGAAAGGGACACGACAAGGUUGCCCAAUUUCCCCACUGCUUUUUAUAUCGGUCCUUGAGGUUUUGCUAAACAUGAUAAGAAAGGAUCAAGAGAUUAAAGGUAUACAAGUGGGAGUUAAACAGUAUAAAUUGAAAGCAUUUGCUGAUGAUCUAGUAUUGACUCUACAGGAACCAGAAUCUAGCACAAAGAGGGUACUGGAAUUGAUUCAAGAAUUUGGGCAAGUAGCAGGUUUUAAGCUGAACAAGAUAAAAACUAAGGUCUUAGAGAAAAACUUAACUGUAAAUGAGAGAGAAAUUUCAGGAAGAGACAGGAUUAACAUUGGUUAAGAAAGUGAAAUAUUUAGGGGUUAGUAUGACUGCUAAAAAUGUAAAUUUAUUUAAGGAUAAUUAUGAAAAAUGUUGGAUUGAAGUGAAAAAAGAUUUAGAAAUAUGGUCAAAUUUGAAGUUAUCAUUGUUAGGCCGAAUUGCAGUGAUAAAAAUGAAUGUGCUGCCAAGGAUGUUGUUCUUGUUUCAAACAUUACAAAUUUUGGAUAAGAUGGAUUGUUUUAAGAAGUGGCAGAAAGAUAUUUCCAGAUUUGUCUGGCAGGGCAAGAAGCCUCAAAUAAAAUUUAAGAUAUUAACUGAUGCUAAAGAAAGAGGUGGAUUUGCCCUGCCAGAUCUAAAACUCUAUUAUGAAUCAGCUGCUUUUUGUUGGCUGAGAGAAUGGCUGCUACUUGAAGACACUGAUGUGUUGGACCUAGAAGGUUUUAACAACAUAUUUGGUUGGCAUGCAUAUCUGUGGUAUGAUAAGGUGAAAGCACAUAAAGCAUUUAAAAAUCAUAUUGUUAGAAAAGCAUUGUUUAAUGUAUGGAUAAGAUAUAAAGAUUUGUUUUGUUUUUUUAAAAUAAUUUUUAUUAAAGUUUCAAUCAAAAAUUAAACAGCAAAGAAAAAAAAACAUAAAAAAUACACAAAUACACAAUACAAAUCCCAGAAAGAAAAUAAAAAAAAACACAAAGAGCAAGAAUCAACAAUAAAAAGAAACAUAACAAUUAAAAACAAUAUCUCUUUUCCAUUUCCGUUUUUGAAUUUACUUAUUUUCUGGACUUCCUCAUACCUCCCUCUUUUGUAUUCCAAUCCAAAUUGUUUGUCCAGCAAUUUCUUUUCCACUUUUUAAUCCCAAUCUUUAAUUUUAAUAUAAUAUAUAACUUCAACUUCUUUAAACCUAAUCUUUGAUCUUAAUGUAAUAUAACAUUGAAAUUUUACCUCUUAAUUGUCAAAUUUCCAUUUCCUUAAACAUCUUUAAACCUAAUCUUUAAUCUUAGUCUAUCAUUAACUUUAACCUGUACAGCUGGAAACCGCUUAUAAUCAGUCCAACAUCACUCUAACAUUCUUUAAUUUUACAAUGUUUCUGAAGAUAGUCUUUGAAUUUCUUCCAAUCUUCCUCCACCAACUCUUCUCCCUGGUCACGGAUUCUACCAGUCAUUUCUGCCAGUUCCAUAUAGUCCAUUAAUUUCAUCUGCCAUUCCUCCAGCGUGGGAAGUUCUUGUGUCUUCCAAUACUUUGCGAUGAGUAUUCUUGCUGCUGUUGUUGCAUACAUAAAGAAAGUUCUAUCCUUUUUUAACACCAUUUGGCCGACUAUGCCCAGGAGAAAGGCCUCUGGUUUCUUAGGGAAGGUAUAUUUAAAUACCUUUUUUAAUUCAUUAUAUAUCAUUUCCCAGAAAGCCUUAAUCUUUGGGCACGUCCACCAAAGGUGAAAAAAUGUACCUUCAAUUUCUUUACAUUUCCAACAUUUGUUAUCGGGCAAAUGAUAAAUUUUUGCAAGCUUGACUGGGGUUAUGUACCACCUGUAUAUCAUUUUCAUAAUAUUCUCUCUUAAGGCAUUACAUGCCGUAAAUUUCAUACCUGUGGUCCACAACUGUUCCCAGUCAGCAAACAUAAUGUUAUGUCCAACGUCCUGUGCCCAUUUAAUCAUAGCCGAUUUUACCGUUUCAUCCUGAGUAUUCCAUUUCAGCAGCAAGUUAUACAUUCUUGACAAAUUCUUAGUUUUGGGUUCUAACAGUUCUGUUUCUAAUUUGGAUCUUUCCACCUGGAAGCCAAUUUUCUUGUCCAAUUUAAAUGCCUCCAUUAUCUGAAAAUAAUGAAGCCAGUCUCGCACUUUGUUUUUUAAUUUUUCAAAACUCUGCAAUUUCAGUCUAUCUCCGUCUUGUUCCAAAAUUUCCCAAUAUUUCGGCCAUUUGACCUCCAUAUUGACCUUUCUCAAGGCUUUCGCUUCCAUUGGUGACAGCCACCUUGGGGUUUUGUUUUCUAACAAGUCCUUAUAUCUUAUCCAAACAUUAAAUAGCGCUUUCCUGACAAUGUGGUUUCUAAAUGCUUUAUGUGCUUUGACCUUAUCAUACCAUAAAUAUGCAUGCCAUCCAAAUACAUUAUUAAAACCUUCCAAGUCCAAAAUGUCAGUGUUUUCAAGAAGUAGCCAUUCUUUCAACCAGCAGAAGGCUGCUGAUUCAUAGUAAAGUUUGAGGUCUGGCAGGGCAAAUCCGCCUCUUUCCUUUGCAUCCGUUAGAAUUUUAAAUUUUAUUCUGGGCUUCUUGCCCUGCCAGACAAAUUUAGAAAUAUCUUUCUGCCACCUCUUGAAACAAUCCAUUUUGUCAACAAUCUGCAAAGUUUGAAACAAAAACAACAUUCUAGGCAAUACAUUCAUUUUUAUCGCAGCAAUACGGCCUAGCAGUGAAAGCUUCAAAUUUGACCAAAUUUCUAAGUCUUUUUCACUUCAGACCAACAUUUUUCAUAAUUAUCUUUAAAUAAAUUCCCAUUUUUUGCUGUCAUGUUAAUCCCCAGGUAUUUAACUUUCUUAACCACUGUUAAACCUGUCUCAUUCUGAAACCUCUCUCUUUCAAACGGUGUUAAAUUUUUCUCUAAAACCUUGGUUUUUGACUUGUUCAAUUUAAAUCCUGCCACUUGACCAAAUUCUUGAAUCAGUUCUAAAACCCUUUUAGUACUAGAUUCUGGCUCCUGUAACGUCAAUACUAAGUCAUCUGCAAAUGCUCUCAAUUUGUACUGUUUAGUUCCGACCUGUAUACCUUUAACCGACUGGUCCCUUCUAAUCAUAUUCAGCAGAACCUCCAGGACCGAAAUAAAAAGAAGUGGGGAAAUUGGGCAACCUUGUCGUGUCCCUUUUUCAAUUUUAAGUUCUUCCGUCACAACAUUAUUUACAAUUAGUUUAGCCUUUUGUUCUGAAUAAAUUGCACCUAUACCAUUCUCAAAACCCUGGCCUACCCCCAUACCCUGGAGAUUCUUCUUCAUAAAGUUCCAAGAAAUAUUGUCAAAGGCUUUCUCCGCAUCUACAAAUGUCAAAACUGCUUUAGUGUUUAUGUUCACUUCUAAUUUUUCCAAAAUAUCAAUUAUAUUCCUCAAAUUGUCAGACAAAUGUCUUCCUGGGAGAAAGCCCGCUUGGUCUUUAUGAAUCUCUUCUAUCAACACUUUUUUGAAUCUCUUAGCCAAAUAUCUGCAAAAAUUUUGUAAUCCACAUUCAGUAACGAUAUAGGGCGGUAGUUCUUAAGCUGUGUCUUUUCGGUCUCUGUUUUUGGUACAAGUGUAAUAUAUGCUUCUUUCCACGACUCUGGUGCUCUUUCCCCCUCCAUUAUUUCGUUGCAGACCUCUUUCAAAGGUUGAAUUAACCAUUCUUUUAAAGAUCUGUAGUAUCUAGAGGUCAAGCCGUCUGGUCCUGGAGAUUUACCCAGUUGCAUGUUUUGAAUGGCACCUUCUAUUUCCUGUUCAGUUAUUCUAUGAUUCAAAAUUAAUUUGUUUUCUUGAGAUAUUUUUUGUAAUCCAUUUGUUUUCAAAAAUUGGUCUAAGUCUGUUUCUUUCAGUGGCCCUUGAGUGUAUAAUCGUUUAAAGUACCUCUGGAAACAACUUCUGAUCUCUGCAGGGUUCUGUAUGUUUCUUCCUUCCACUUCUAAGUUCGUAAUUGUAUUUAAUUUUUGUCUCUUUUUCAUUUGCCAUGCCAACAGUUUACCACAUUUAUUGGCCGACUCAAAAGUCUUUUGUCUCAUUUGUUUAAUUUUCCAUUCUAUUUCCUGAUUCAUCAUUUUCAUAUAUUGUACUUGGUAUAACUUUAACUCUCUCAAAAUCUCUUGAGAUUUAGGGUUUACUCUCAAUCUUUUUUCACAUUCCUUUAUUUUAUCCAUUAUCUUAUCCUUCUUCUCAUUUUGAGUUCUUUUCUUUAUUGCAUUCUGUUGUAUUAAGAACCCUCUCAUAACCGCUUUACUAGCGUCCCAGAUUACUCUUUUCUCCACGUUAGUACUAAGAUUUAUCUCAAAAUAAUCUCUCACAGUUUUUUGGGCCUUCUUAAGUAGUUCAUCGUCUCUAAAUAAGGUGUCAUUCAUCUUCCAUCUGAAGGAGCCAGUUGGUGUUAGUCUCAUUUCCAUCUUAACAGCAUUAUGGUCGGAGCAAGUUUUUGGGCAGAUUUCCACCUUUCUUGUCUUUGGUGCCAUUCCUCUAGUAAUCCAAAUUUGGUCAAUUCUUGUCCAUGUCAUUUUGGCUUCAGAGAAGAAGGUUCCCUCUUUAGCCAUGGGAUUUCUUAUUCUCCAAAUGUCGACUAAGUCCAAGUUGUCUGUCAUGUCAAAAAAAGUUUUCGGUAGUCUACCAUCCUUGGUGACUACCUGUCUUUGUGCCUUGUCCGUAUAUGUGGAUACCACUCCAUUCAUAUCUCCCAUCAAAAUCAUGUUAUAAUCCAUAUGGUCCAUCAGGAUCUUGUGCAACUUCUUAAAAAAUUCAGAUUUCCCGUCAUUUGGUGCAUAGAUUCCUACUAUCAAAAAUUUUUCUCCUUGUGUUUGAAUUUCAAUUGCCACAAAUCUUCCUUGGUCAUCUUUAAAUACGAAUUUCGGUGAUAAAUUGUCCUUUAUAAAGAUAUAAAGAUUUGUUAGAAAAGAAAACCCCAAGAUGGUUGUCACCAAUGGAAGCGAAGGCACAGAAAAAACUCAAUAUGGAGGCCAAAUGGCCGAAAUACUGGGAAAUUCUGGAACAAGAGGGAGACAGACUAAAAUUGCAGAACUUUGAAAAAUAGAAAAAUAAAGUGCGAGAUUGGCUCCAUUAUUAUCAAAUAAUGGAGGCAUAUAAUUUGGAUAAAAAAGUUGGUUUCCAGGUGGAAAAAUCAAAAUUGGAAACAGAACUGUUAGAUUCCAAAAUCAAGAAUUUGUCAAAAAUGUGUAACUUGCUGUUGAAAUGGAACACCCAGGAUGAAACGGUGAAAUCAGCCAUGAUUAAAUGGGCACAAGAUGUCGGACAUAAUAUAAUGAUGGCUGACUGGGAACAGUUAUGGACCACAGGUAUGAAAUUUACGGCAUGUAAUGCCCUAAGAGAAAACUUAAUGAAAAUGAUUUAUAGGUGGUACAUCACACCAGUCAAGCUUGCAAAAAUUUACCAUUUGCCCGAAAAUAAAUGUUGGAAAUGUAAUGAGAUUGAAGGCACAUUCUUUCACCUUUGGUGGACAUGCCCAAGGAUUAAGACAUUCUGGGAGAUGAUUUAUAAUGAAAUGAAAAAGGUAUUUAAAUAUACCUUUCUGAAGAAACCAGAGGCCUUCCUCCUGGGCAUGGUCGGCCAAUUGGUGCCAAAGAAGGAUAGAACUUUUUUUAUGUAUGCUACAACAGCAGCAAGAAUACUCAUCGCGAAGUAUUGGAAGACACAAGAUUUACCCACCCGGGAAGAAUGGCAGAUGAAGUUGAUGGACUACAUGGAAUUGGCGGAAAUGACUGGCAGAAUCCGAGACCAGGGUGAAGAGUCGGUGGAAGAAGAUUGGAAAAGUUUAAAGACUAUUUACAGAAAUAUUGCAAAAUUAAUGAAUGUUAGAAAAUGUUGGAAUGAAGUUAUAUGGCUUCAGUAGAAAUGUUAUAAGGAAUUAAGUAUAAAUAGAUUAACAGAGAAUUACAGGGAAAAUAAGGUUAAAAUGUGUUAAGAUAAUUAUAGGAUGGAAAGCAGAGGAAGAUGGAAAGGAAUUUCUGAAACAACUAAAUAGAAGUGGAACACAAAAAGGGAGGUGUGAGGAGGUCAUGGAAAUAAGUGAAUGAAAGAUUGAAAUUAUUUGAUGUGUUUUUAAAUUGUUUUUGUCUUGUUUUCUUAGUUUAAACUGCUUUUGUUUUGUUUUCCUAGUUUAAAUUGUGUUUGUUAGUUUAGUGUUAGGUAUUGUUUUUGUAUUGUACUGUUUAUUUUCUUUUUCUAUGUAUGUUCAAUUUGUUGGAAAGUAAUAAAUAUUAUUUUUUUAAAAAAUAAAUAAAUGUGUUUGUGGAAGGAAGGUUAUUGGUUUGUUUGUUUUUUUUAAUGUAUUUUGUGUUCUCCUUUUGUAUUUUUAUGUUGUGAAUUGCCAAGAGAUUUUUAGAUAAAGGAUGAUAUACAAAUGCUGCUGCUGCUGCUGCUGUUAUUAUUAUUACAACUCUUAAUACUCUUUGGAGGAAGCUUCUCAGCUGUUUUCUUUUCCUCCUCCUCCUCGUCCCAGGUGGGUGACCAGAUGAAGCUCCUGCAGAACUGCUGGAGCGAGCUGCUGGUCUUUGACCACAUUUUCCGCCAAGUGCAUUAUGGGAAGGAGCACAGCAUCCUGCUGGUGACAGGCCAGGAGGUAAAAGCGCUAGGGUUUGCAGGUUCCACAAUGGCCCUUUUCAGAAAUGCUGCAGCAAAAUGUAGCGUGAAGUGCCACUGCUGCUGCUCAGGAUUCUGGCCACUUCCUUUCCUUUCCCCAUGCCCACCCCCCUUGUCUCAUCUCCCCCACCCGCAAAAGUCGGUCAGCCUUCUUUGCCCACUGGGCAUCUGUUUUUUUGGGGUGGGUGUUGUUUGUUUGCAAGCCCCCCUCCAUGGAGGCUGGCCCCUCUCACUGUCCUCGGAGCUUGCUUACCGGUAACCUCCUCUGGCUGAUAUCCAGACAGACCAGGGAGAUUUUGAUAGGUGACAUUUUCCCAAGCAUGGGUAAAAUGCACACACCCUCCUCCUGCUUUCGCAGGGGAAAGAAAAGUAGUCAGAAAUCUAUUUACAUGAUGUUUAUUUCUGACAUUACAGCACUACAGAAAAACACGUCCUUUCAGUUCAGUUCUUCUAGCAGGUCUGACAAACUUCCUGUACAUGCGCACAUGACGGUUUCAAAUUACACUCUUCACAGAGACUUUUCCAGCCUGUGAACGUCCUGGGAAAAUCUUCUUUCCCACAGAUAGGCACAUCAUGUGAUGUCAACAGUCUGGCUGUCUGCAGCGGUGAUGUUUCCAUAUACUGACAGGUGUGUGGGCGUUCCCUCUACAUUCUUCUGCCCAAAAUCCCACCACCACCACCAAGCAUGGGUGAGACAGUUUUGGCUACAUAAACAAUAGCACACAUGGAGAGCUGUUAUUACUAUGGGUAUAUAAGAACGAUGAUUUGCCAGGAAUGUACAAAGUGUAAGAGAACACAGUUCCCCUGCCCCCCCCCCACCUCUUGUGGCUUCCAGCAGCUGGUAAUCUGGAACAUUGCUGGACAGGCCUUUCCAAAACAUGGGUGUUGGCGGUCUCCGUGAGCAUGUUGUUGAGAGCUGAGGGGGUGGGGGGCAGUUACUGUUCAUCUGUGUUUAUGUCCAGAGGAGUUCAGGGACCGCCUCGGAUGUGGUCAGCCAUUGGAGAUUGCAGGAGAUUCCAGCCCUGCCUAUUGCCCAGAGGAACUGUGCACAACAUCUGACCUUGACACAAUAUAUGCAGGGAAAUGUGGGAGUGCAGUCUGCAGAGGAGCCAGGUUUGGCUUGUCUGGUACCUGCUUCUGAUCCCCGCCCCCAAAGACCCCUUCUUUCUGCUCAGAAGUUGAUUUGCACCAGUUCAGGCAGCCUUGCCUCCUCCCCUCCUGCACAUGGCAGUGGAGCAGGGCCGUCUGUGUGGGUAUGAGCAACACCUUGCCCCCCACAACCUCUCCUACAAAUAGUUGCACCAGCAGUGGUUGAGGGUGGUAUUGGCUGCAUCUGCUAGGCCUGCAAGGUUGCACACCAGCCCUGGGGCGGCAGGGGUCAAGCAGUGACCUUUUCUGCACUGGGAAGCUGCUUUUAGUGCUGAAGUCUCAGGCUCUUGGUCUGUCCGGCCCACAGUUGCCUACACUGACUGGCAGCAGCUGCUGCUCUUUGGGGUCUCAGGCUUGCGGUUUUAUCCCAGCCUCUACCCAUAGAAUGCCAUUUGGCAACUGAACCCAGCAACUGAAAUGCAGAGCUUCUGCCUGUUCUGUGGAAGUGCUCAGAGCUGCAGUUCUCUGAGGAAAAUGACACCAGCAGCAGUAACCUUUCUGACAUUUGCCAAAACUGUUGUCCAGGCUCCUUUGAGAAAAAAGGUUCAGAAAAGUUUCCUCCUUUUGGCAAAUGCUGUGUUUGCCCAUUUCAUGCCUAAAACCUGCUCGGGAUUCUGUACCUGAAUUGUGCAACCUGAAUGCAAAUCAAGCCUCUUUAUUUUGCAUAAAUCGAGCCGUGAGGCUGGAUGAGGCCGGUGGCCCACCUAGUCCAGCCUCCUGUUCCCACAUUGGCCAGUCAGGUGCCCCUGUGGAAAACCCACAAGCAGGGCUUGAGCACAUAAACACUCUUCCCUCCUGCCAGAGCUAUAGCUAGGUGAUUUUGCUCCCCUGGCAGAACUGUCCAGAUUGUGCCCCCUAGCCACGGACAAAUUAGCUCUUUUUUCCACCUCUCCUCCACCCCCCCAUUCAAUUCACCCUCUAUUCUUAUGAGGCAAUAAUCAGUAUUUAUAUUUAUGGACAUAUUUUAGCCGAUUUUGCGCCCCCCCCAAUCACCUGCACCCCUGGUGGGGGCCCACUUCAUCACCCCCUAGUUACGUACCUGCCUCCCAUCAGCCAGUUAUGACCCAGCCACAGAGUGACACAGCUGUGAAACCAUUUCAUGCUACAUUCUGUAUGACAUCCCUCUAGGGACUCUUCCUGUAGUGGUCAAGAGACCAGGGUAAGUCAGAACCGCUAGCUAAAGGUUGUAUCUUGAGCAAUAAUGGAAAUUAAGAACUGGUCUAGACACGUGCAACUCUUCUAGAUCCUUGAUCUUGAACUCAAAUCACGAGCUCCAUAAACAGGCAAGAGAACACUGCAGGUUUGGCUGCUUCAGAUUUAACACACUCAAAAGAUUCUAAAUACCACCAAUUCCCUGCCUUGUCCCUUAGCCACAUGGUGCAAAGCAACAGGAACUGCAGCCUUCCCCAUUCCCAAAGAGAGCAGGGUUUCAAGCCCUGGAACUGAGCAAUGGCAGCAAACAGGCUUCUCUCCACACAACUGGAAUGCAGAGGCACCUCUGCUUCUGA